CUCCCGCCCCGUUCCGCCAUCAUGAAGUCCUGAACAAAAAACGGACGGGAGUCAAGCAAAAUGGGGAUAAGACGGACUGGAGAAGAAAUCCGCCGACAACACUAACAUAAUGACAGCAGCGCACAGCAGAGCAGGGAGCGGACCCGCCGAAAUUCAUGAAUCUGCCUCCCACUGAAAGCGUCGCAGGCAGCUCCUGUCGUUAGGUUAUAUAGUUAGCAUCGUUGCUACCUGCAGCAGCCGGAGCUGGCCCCUCAUUUUCUCUCAGCUUUCAGCACAUCUGUGCUCCUGGAUCCUGCCGUCAGUCCGCUAGCUGUCACUGAAACUGAGUGGGCUCUUCACUCUCAUGUCAAGUCUAGCUGUCUUCUUGACUGUGAGCUUCAGGAUGGAGAGGAGUCCGAGAAAAAGCAUCAUCGACAGGCAGGAUGUGGUUUCUUCGUCUUGAAUAGACUCCUGUGUCGAGGAAAGGGGGACUGAGACCAGUAUUUUCCAGCCAGGCCAGUUAGCUAGCUUCACAGCUAGCUACAGUGGAUCCCAAAAGCCACGGUAAGACCUCUUAUGAAUCAUUUAGCAUGCUAAAGCAGCCCUAUGCGAUUUUCUGCCUCUGUUCGCAGGGAAACGGGUGGAUACCUCAGGUUUUCGGAUCCAUUUUCACAUCUUCAAGUCGUUGACAUUGACAUGCAGGCUUGUUGUUGGCCUGUAGCUUUAACACCCAAGCAGCCCCGAGUUGUUGUCUCCUCUUGUAUCUAUGACAUUCAUUUUAUUCAGCGAGGAUGAGCAAAUAUAGCCUAAUUGAUCAGUCAAGUGCAAAAAAGCAAAUGCAGCCAUCGAGCUUCUGCUCAGCUGAUCCACACUGUGAAUCCACGGAUCUAAUGCUUACAACAGUUUUUACCAUCAUUUAGAUGUGCAGGUGUUUCCCAAAGGUGGAUACAGAGUUGGAAAAAUUAUAUGGCAUGAAUUAAGAUGGUUUACAGUGGAAUCACAGGGAUACAGCUGCUGCCUGUCCCUGCCUGUCUGUCUGUCUGUACUGAAAAUGGCUCGGAUGGGUUCUUGGAGAAAAUACAGGGACCUUUAGGCUUGGCUGAAAGAUUUGGAGAAACCCUUAUUUUCUUCAUGCAUCCCUCUGAACAGCAUUGAAAUGUCUCAUUUUUAAGUGAGUGGAAAUACAUGCAUAAAAACCACAUUUUCAAAGAGGUGUGUCAUGUUUCCAAAGAAAUUCUUUAUCAGUAUGCUUAGAUUAGUGGUUCUCAACUGGUGGGUCCUGACCCAAAAGUGGGUUGCGGACACGUUCGGGAUGGGUCACAAACAGCUGGUCAAAAAAGUAAAUAUUUAAUGUGAUAUUUAUUAGAUACUCAAAAUUUUCUGUGUAAGCAACUUCAGUAGUUGUCAUCCUCAGUUCAUUUGCGCUGAAAUGCACUUUACUCAAUAAAACAAGUGGAUUUAUGUGAAAGAUUAGAGUCUUUAAAGGUUUUUUUAAAAUUAGAGAUUAGAGAGACCAGUUGAGAACCACUGGCUUAGAUGAUGUCUGCAGAGUUACCCAACAGACAGUCAGCGAAAAAUGAGGAAUUCCUGUUUGCACUGUUGACAUUAUUGGCGUUAUAUCAGUGUCCUUUUUUCUUUUUUAAUUUCUCCUUUAAAAUGUUGGAUCUUUGCACACACAGGUAGUCUGUCUUUCUUUGAGCAAGGCCUCUGUUGCAACAUUCAGAGACUACUCUGGUUAUCAUCUUGCAGUUUUCAUGAAUUCACGAUGAUUAGACAUGACUUAAAAAGCUUCAUGAUGGAAAUUUGAACAGCAGAGUGACUGCUGGAUGGAACAAGUGAGAGCUAUGGCACGUUAUACUGCUAAACGUGGGGGCUUCUAUGGCUGCAUUUCCAUAACUAGUCAGAAAACCCGUGUACCCUUUUUUCAGUGUGCAAUCAAACUCCCUUCAAGGGUUAAUAAAAUGAUUUAAUUUAACAGUACUGACAGGUCACAUUAAGUUAAGACAAAUGUAACACAUUUGUUAUGAGAGAUGAUGUGACUCAUGGGCCUGGCCCUAAAUUUCAGUGAGGAUAUUUGUUGAUGCUUAUUGAGGUGUGCUGCUGUAUGGGAAGAUUUCUGUUUUUUCUUCAGUAAGAUCACUUAACUCAUGUGAAAUAUACCAUGUUAUAUGUCUGUGUUGGUUAAUAGAAAUGCUUAUUAACAGAUUCAAGUGACACAAGUCCAGAUUUUGGAGGAGAAAUGCAAAUGGGGAAAAAAAAUGAAUGUAAGAGAAAAAAGCAACUGCGGUUUCUGCAGCUAACAUUCAAUAUUUAGUUGUGUGAACUAGAUACCGAAAUAAGCUAGACUCCAUUUUCUUCAAGAAGAGAGAUUUCUGUGUGAUCAAAUACACACAUGUUACAAUGUCAUUUAGCAGAUGCUUUUAUCGAAAGCAACAUACAUAUGAGAACAACACAGGCAAAGAUCGAGACAAGAGGAAACAAGAUUAGUAAGAGGAAUAAGUGCUUCAAGUAUAUUUGGACACAGGUACUGCCACACAGUUUAAAAGAAAUACACAACAGUGAACAGUUUUUUUAUUUUGAGAAAUAAGGAACAUCGACAAGGAAGCAAUCAUUCAAUUUCAAGACCUAUCGUCAUCACCACAUAUGCACAAAAGUAUAGAAAUGUUUUGUCUAUGUAUGUGUAGGCUACUGAAAGGCUGAUAAAGGAGAAGACUUGUCAGAAUCCUUUUUAGAGAGGAUUUUUUUCUGUGUUCAUCAAUCAUCUGUUGAUGAUUUUUUAUGCAAGUGUGGGAGAAGACAAAAACUCUUGGGGGAAAAAAGCUAGAGCUGCUUUGUGAGAAAAAUACAAACAAAACUAUGAGGCUUUUGGUUCCUGACAAAGAUUAAAAAAAAGAUAUUUGUUCAACAUUGAGUCUAUAAAUGCUAAAACCUUGUUACAGUUUGUGUUUAGGUUUGUCAUUUUUAUAUUUAAAGCUUCAGUAGAGUGUUUUUGACAUUCAUUAACUAGACAGCAAUUCAUACUGAUGCCUUUGUAUGAUAUACAAAAGCAAACAAGACCAUCAGUGACAAGACUGGCUAUUUUCAAACUGUACAUUUUAAUGCAUGAAACUGUCAUGAGGGGGUUGGUGUUAGCAGAGCAGCUGAAGAUAAACACUCCUGUUUUUACAUUUAGUCAUUAAAUACUCACAAUAAAUGAGACCUUUGACUGUCAGAGAGCAGCAGGAUGAGAUUAUUUUACUUAGACAUGUAGAGGACAAAACAAGCAAAGACUGCUUUGGCCAUAGGGGGCGCCAAAUUGACACAAACUGAGAGUCCCUUAGUGGAGCUUUAACUGAAAGACACAACGGUUUGCUGAUAUUGUUCAGCAUAAAAGAAGGAGAAGGUGGAUAAUUUCCUAGUCUUUAAGCAAAUCUCAAUUAAACAAUGCAGGCAUAUUUCUUCAAAAACACGACAAAGAAUACCUGUAAGUACCUGUGACAUUUACGCUUCCUGUUCAAAUAGUCCUAUCAUUUGAUGGACGCUCACUCGAUCGCAUCUCUCCAUGAUCUCCAGGCGCUGGCCAUGCCGUCGAGUGUGCGGGCCGGGAGCCUGAAGGACCCGGAGGUGGCUGAGCUUUUCUUCAGGGAGGAUCCUGAGAAGCUCUUCACAGACCUGAGGGAGAUCGGCCAUGGGAGCUUCGGAGCGGUCUACUUUGUGAGUCAACUUCUUUGGUAUACUGGUCGAGAUAUUGUGGUGUAGCCACUGGGCAUCAUUUUUUUUUGUCAGUGCACAUACAGGCCCAACGUCAUUGUCGCAGCCUUUACCUAAUUUGAAUGAUGAUGUUGGAAACCUCCUAAAGGUCUGAAUUGUGCUACUUCUCUUUUCAGCUGAGUGAAUAUAAUAAGAAUGAAGAAUUCAUGUUUUUGCAGUAUUAAUUACAAAUGCAGAACUAUUUUUAGGUUCAGUUUUUGCAGGAAGAAAAGAGAAUUUAUGUCGAGUAAUUUACCACAAAAGUAUAUCUUUCAUAAAGCUGCUUCAUGAAGUCUGAGGCUGAUAUAAAGUGUGAAAAUGGAUCCUGAUUUUUUUUCUCAACAAUGCUGAAAAACUGCUCUUGGAUGCGAACAAUAAAAUGACUGUUUCCAGUGAAAGCUUUUGGAUGUAGCUCUGUGGUAGUUACUCGUUAAAAAUGUAAGAUCUGUUCUGGUUCUGAUUUCUGUUCAUAUCUUGCGCUCUCGGGGGUGUGAAGCUUACAAGUGAGGUGUUAGAUCAUUAAUCUUGCUUUUUUAGAUCAAAAUACAACUGAACUUGUUGAUACCUACAUUGGGAUUUAGGCUCUGCUGACUCAUGUUUCAUGGAAGUCUGUGACUGUUUUUGUAUAAUUCAUGUAGAAAAUAUUAACCAGACUAAAACAUAACUUAAGAAUAUGAAUAAUUACUCAUAGCAGCUCAAGCUUAUUGAGAUAAAUCCACUGUGCUGAGUCUGGUCUGUGUCAAAGUGGCUGAUGGAAUGAAAUAAAAAAGGUAGGCACAGCAGAGGAGAAUAGCUGACAGACACGGGUGGGGGUGUCAGAAGGUGUCUGUUAGACAGAAGGGAUGGAGGUGGUGAUGAUGUGACUGCCAUAAGAAUACAAGGUGAAAUCUGAGGAUGAAAGGUGUCAGGAGAGAGGAGAAGAAAAGGUAAAAGGACAAAAGAUGACUUGUGGAUGUGCUGGAAGAGAAGGCCUGUGUAAUGAAGGGUGAAAAGGAGCUAGUCAUGGAUGAAGGGAUCAAGAGGAAGAAAAGAGGAAGGAGGCUCUGCAGAAAUCUUUGUUUUCUGUAGAAGUGUUUUUUUUUUCUUCUUUUGGGUGGGUGGGUGUUAUGUCUGCUCUCAGAAAUGUAAAACAGGAGAACCUUUAAAAAGACACUGACUCACGUCUCGUCUCUCACAAGGCCCAUGACAUCCGCACCAAUGAGGUGGUGGCCAUCAAGAAGAUGUCCUACAGUGGCAAACAGUCCAACGAGGUACAACAACAAAUACAACAACUCUGAAUCUUUCCCCUGUCACAGAUGUCAGAUCAGUUGAGUAUGGUUCAUUUCAUCAAUGCUUGUGUCCUCUCUAAUGUUCAAAAAGAAAUGGCAGGAUAUCAUCAAGGAAGUCAAGUUCCUCCAGAAACUACGUCACCCAAACACCGUGGAGUACCGAGGCUGCUACCUGAGAGAGCACACAGCAUGGGUGAGUGUGUGUCUAUGAGUGUGCAGGGCUCGACAGUGCGACCAUUUCACUCACAUAUGUGACUAAAAAUAAAUGUGUGCAAAUUGUGAAAUGAAUUUAGAGACACAUGGGCCCAUUAAAAAAAUUAGCCGAGCCAACAAAUGUUUUUUCAUUUAAAUACAGCGGUGACGUUGGUUUUGAGUUGGAUAUUCGACGGACAUUCACUGCGGAUCUUCCAGUGUCUUCUCACUCUCCAUAACUGGGAAUAGCAACAGCAGCACAGUUAAAUCUACUCAUUACCCUCGCUGUUAACGUCAGGUGUUAAAUAAGGGACCAUCAAUAAAUUACCUGUCGAUGUUCUCAGAAAAGGCUGUUUCCCUUCAGUAGCUUCCAUGCCAUGUGACUGAUUGAUCUAAAAUUGAUUUCAAAUAGCAGUACUUAAGUCGACCAGUAAGACAAACAUUAUUUGAUCAAUUUCCCUAAAGUUCUUUGUGUGCUCCUUUAAACUUAGGAGCACAUAUGCCCCUUGUGAAAAAAAGUUAGUGUCAAGCCCUGGUGUGUGUGCGCUCUCUCUGUUGUGGCAUGAAGGAAAGGGGAACCGACAACUCCAGAUUUUCUGUCUCCACACUGAACAAUCUGCUGAGUGUUUUAUGGUCAUUUACUUCUCCUCUAAAAAAAAAUAACAUGCUGCUAAAUGAGACGCACAUGUUGCUCUCGUCUUGUCUGUUAAAACUUGAAAGCAAAACUCGCAGUUAAGCGGGACCUUUUUUGGCAUCCUGGCAGGAAUUGUUGUCGAACGAAUGCGUGCAAGUGAGCAAAGAUGACAGCUCUUACUCAGAACUAGGGCUGCAGCUAUCGAUUAUUUUAGUAAUCGAGUACUCUAUCGAUUAAUCUGUCGAUUAAUCGAGUAAUCGGAUAAGAAAUGUUUUGCUCUCACUGUAAUACUUUGCAUUGAAUCACGUUUGCCUCAUUAAAAACCAUCAGUAACACACAAAACUGAAAUAGGCCAGGUCUUUCAAAUGAAUAUUUUUACUGCAUAAAUCAGGAACCAAAAGUUUUACAUUUUACCAUGUAGUUCACAUGAAACUACUGAAGGCAAGGUCUGCAGAUGGUCUUUUAAUUGCUAUGGUAAUGAUCUUUGCAGUUUUCACUAAACCAGUCACAACUAUUUCCAGGCUUUGGAUCUAAUUUUACUUGUUUAAUUAAUAGGCUGAAAUAAUAUAAUUCUUGGAUACUAACAUAAUUUGACAAGCAAAUGUACAUUUAUUCAAUAUAUAAAAGUGUUACAUUUUUAUUUACAUGUUGUUGUGUGUUGGUCAUUUUGCAGCCCUCUGCUGCUCAUCACACGCCUAGCAGGUGGUGUAUAGCAUUAUCACCAUGGAUACACGGAUGUUUGUGUGAUUUUUUUCAUCCACUGCCGCCCGGUUUGUGUCGUGUAGAUGUUGAUUAUGAAAACACUUCGCAAUAAUUUGGAAACGUGAAGGGGGAGCUGCUGCUGCCCGGUGUUUACGGUAAAUAGACGCAAACACCGACCAAGUGGACGCUUCGGUCUCCGAAAACGCCGAGACAAAUUUACAAACAGCCACUAUUUCAAACAACUGGGCUCAUAAUCGUGAUGUAAACACUUACUUUCUCGCUAGAAAAAAUAUUAUUAUUGAAUGAAUUUAUAUGAUUUGUCCGGAAUGCAGUCGUUCUAUGUAGCUUGUGGUAGGACUAUUUAAAUUUUCCCGGCGCUGCGUCCGGCCGGCACGAAAUGCAUUCUGGGGUAUUUAGUAUGUAUGUGUGUAAACGCUCGGGCAGCCGCGGCAUACUCAAAUCAUCUUUGAGUAGUCAGUAGGCAGUAGCUACUGCUUGAGUAGGUAAGUAGAUAGCAGGCAGUAUGCCAUUUCGGACACAGCUUCUGUCUGUCCUCGUUUCCCUCCAUGAUUGAACCAAACGCGCGGCAGCGGAAGGAGCGGAAAGAGCACGCUUCUGCGCAACAGAAAUAAUCGUCCGUGUCAAACACCGUGCGCUGCACAUGGUUCCGGAUUUAAACGAUUCCUCGAGGCAUAUAAUUUGCCUCGAGGAAUUUUAUUAAUCGAGUUACUCGAGUUACUCGAGUAAUCGUUUCAGCCCUACUCAGAACUGAGAAUAUUUUUAGAGUCUUAAACUGAAAAGCGAACAAAAUAAAUCAUCAGUUAAAAGUCAGGGUCUUCCUUUUCAUCUUCUGAGUCCCAAUGCUGGUAAAGCUUCAGCCCAAGUCCAAGUCAAGAUGUGUGUCCUUCAAACUGGGGCUUGAGUUUGAGUCCUUGACUCGAAAACCAAAACAGCUGUGGUGAUAUUAAUACAGGAACACACACAGUUAAACAAGAAAACUCUUUGUGUAUGUGCCAUCCAAAAAACCUCGGGGCCUAAAUGACCUGAAAUUAGAAGAAAACACAAAGAGUCCAUGUGUGAAAGGCACUAAUAAGAUCUGCAAUGCACAGAACAUGGCUGUGUGGUCCUCAUUUUGAGCAUGACCUGAAUAUAGGGCUGGGCGAUAUAUGAUAUGAUAUAUGAUAUAUAGAGAAAAUUAAUUUCCCUCAAUAUCAAUAUAAAACAUGGUCAAUAUGCUUUUCGUUAGUCGCAACAAUUUACGACAAAACAUCCAGGAUACACAAAGACCUCACAGAUACAGUAGCUGAUUGUAUUGCAAAAGACAUGCUACCAACAAGCACUGUUACAUUUCAUUUUUUUAUAUCGUGAUAUAUAUCGACUGAUAUUAAAAAAAUAUAUUGUGAUAAAUUUUUUCAAUAUCGACCAGCCCUACCUGAACACCUUUUGCUCUGAAGCAGAACGAUCUCCCGCUCAUAAAACCCAUUUCCGUUUGGGUCGAUGGUUGAACAAGAGCUUAUCAUAGAAGGUUCUCCUGCUGCUGCAGUGAGCUCCUGAAACAUCAUGUAGUGUAACAAUCUGCCUGUCUGUUUGUCUCUUAGCUGGUGAUGGAGUACUGCUUGGGCUCAGCUUCAGACCUCUUAGAAGGUAAGUAAGAGGAAAUAAGUGAUGAAGUCAGACUCAAUUAUGAUAUUAUAUGUCAGACAGACAUAAUCAUUUAUGGUAAGACAACCACAAAACAUGCAAAAUAGUGAGACUUCGUCCUCAAAUGAACAAUAAACAUUGAUAUCAUAGGGUUAGUAUGAGCAGGUCUGUUUUUAACUAUUGUUCAGGAGGAAAUGAGGAACAGUAUAUGAUGCUUCAGUUCCUCCUAAUGCCUCUUUUCUCUCAGUUCACAAGAAACCCCUCCAGGAAGUGGAAAUAGCGGCCAUAACCCAUGGUGCUCUGCAGGGAUUGGUGUAUCUUCACUCUCACAAUAUGAUUCACAGGUAACCCCCGUCCCUUUUCUCACUAUCUCUGUCUAUUUCCAACACCCACACUCCUGACAAGAGACGAAACAAAUAGUGGGGAGAAAGCACAAAAUGUGCUGUCCAGGACAAGAUUAUGCAACAGUGGAUGUGAUAACACUCUCACUGUGCAGCAACACAUUUUAGUCCCCAUCCUCCAGUAGAACGUUUUCAGACCAUGCAUUUUCUUUCCUUAAUCAUCUCCUUUUCUACCUUUCUCCUACUCCGUGUCUCUGCUUUUCUCUCUCUCUUUCUCAGAGAUGUGAAGGCAGGAAACAUCUUGCUCACAGAGCCAGGUCAGGUCAAACUGGGAGAUUUUGGCUCGGCCUCCAUCGUUGCUCCUGCAAACUCCUUUGUGGGAACCCCUUACUGGUAAGACUUUGAACUCGCAACACCAUCACCCUCUUCAUUAUAUUAGCAGCUUUACCUCCAGAGGAUUAAUGAGAAUUACACACAGUUUUGACCUACUGGAGCUUACACCGUGUAGGUGGAUUGUAAAAGUAGAAGAGGGUUACUGACAGUUUGAGGGAAAUGCUAAUGAACUCCCAAGUAUGUCCAUGUAUCACAUUAAUCUACCUACAAGAUGUUUGUCAAGUUUUAAUCCUACAGAAAUCCAUCUUGGUAGAAUUGGUGAAAUUUUGCAGUCUUUGUUGCCAUAGAAACAGCCAGUGGGGUUAAAACCACAGUUCCAAACAGUAUUAGGAUGAUGAGAAGCAAUUUUUAAAAUGAAAGCUAAUUUGUAUUGAAAAUGAAACGCAUUUUUUGGUAAAGGAUCACAGUUGGUGAUGACCACAGUGACUUAGACUUGACACGGUCAUAGGGUCCCCUUCAAAAUAAAAGCCCCAGGUGUUUCAAUACAUCAGCUCCUAUUUUAGAAAGUAGCAGUAGUUGAGAAAGAGAGUGUCAUGGGUUGCAAGAGUAAAAUGUGAACUCAUUCAAAAAUAUAAGUGCACCUCAAAAGAAACACAAUGCAUUCUGGGAGAUUUGUGUGGAAUUAAAUUGCUGUGUUGUAAAUGGUAGUAUGUAUUUAACACAGCAGAUAUGUUCCAAACAGAUAAGAUCGUCAUCAAGGCAAGCAACCGCAAGCGAAAUAAGUCUCCUUAUUUCAUAAAUCUCUUCAGUACAGCUUCCUUUGUUGAGAGCCGGCUGAUGUCUGAUCUGGUGACAUCUCAACAUUAUAUACUUAAACUGCUAAAUGUAUAAAGGGAUCAGGGUUCAAGGAAACUUUAUUAUCCCCAUGAAGGGCAAUUUGUUUCUCAGCCAGCAGUAAGAAAACAAUAAAAGCAUUCUCCUGUACAAAGACAACAGGGCGAUGAUUAGAGAUUGCUUUUUUCUUCUCUCCUCUGUUUUCUCCUGGUGUUGUUUAAUGAUCAGAUUUGUCACUUAUUUCAUACUGACACAAAUGUUAGGACACACAUAUAUAUUUUUAUGUGUUUUAUAUCAAAAUCCUGCCAAACACUAGUAUGAAGCUGCUAAUUACAAAUAGAUCUGCCCUGUCGCACCAUUGUGAUUAGUUAGUCUCAUUUUACCUCCUGUCUUAAGUCUGUUUUAAGUCCAUAAUAACACCGUGAAGCACUUCAUACCGUCCUCUCUCAUGGACUCAGGUCAAAGAGAGAAAACGUGUCUCAGACCCGAGUCUUUCACCGGUCAGCUCACUCCCUUUUAGCGAGCGCUGUGGUGAAGUUAAAUUCAGCUUCACCCACAGGUCUCUGGCCAUUCGCACACUCUGAAGUAGAGCUCUGCAGACCUUUUGUGAUGUGGGUACUGCAGGUCUGAUAAGCUGCACCUGUAUGCAAACUUCUACAAAGUACUUUGAUGUGAAGCGCACAUCACUUUUGACUUUUCAAUUGAGCCGCCCGCCAGGGACUUCUGUAAAGUGAAAUGUGCCGUUCUCUAUUUCAAGUCUAAAAUAUGUGAAAUGCUGUUGCUGUAUCAUGAUUUUAGACAACUCCUCCUUUCAAGACUAAUUCUCAGGACUGUUUGAAUCUUGUUUUUGAUCAAGAAUGAUGGUAAAGAAAACUUCUUUUACAUCAUGUACUAAUCAAGGUAGGAUGUUGUUGUUUUAAACACCCUCUAAAUAAAACCAUAUUUUUAAAACCUCUUAAAUGACACUGUCUCGUUCAGCUAAAAUAAAAUUUGGUCAAGUGAGUCUAAAUAAAGCACUUUAGUAUCAGUAUUUAAAACCAUGACGAUUCAAAUAACCUGCCUGUCCUGUAGAUAAAUGACAGGUCUGAUAAUGAGCGUGUUCAGCUCUUAAGAAACAAACAUACAUGUUUUGAAAUGAUUGAUGUAUUUUUACUUGGGUGACAGCACAUUUUGUGGUUGUUGGGUAGAUUUUAGAGACCUGCUGCUUUUACUCUGUUUUGUGGGUGACUGCUCUCUCUUUGUCUUUCACUCCCCUUUAACUGUAACUGUGAGUGAUGACUGACCUCAGUCAUGAGAGGUUAUAAUUGCUUUACAGUUAAAUGAUACUGUCCACUGUUGUAAUGAAUAGUAGAUAUACGACGAUCCCACUUUUUCCCUCUAUGUUUCAAUGAAAAACAAACCUCACUCUUAUCCCCUGAGGGUCCGUACAGUUGGAAGAAAUCCUAAAGUCUGGAGCAAACAGACAUGAGUAACGACUCCAAUCCCCAUUAUCAAAGUGAUAAAAUGACACUACAUAUCAUUUGCUCAUCAUGUCUUCAUCACCCCUUGACUCUUUUGAAGAAAACGUGUCUGUUUGUUAUUUUUCAAUCUCAUAAUUUGAUAUUUAAAUCUCACUUCUUCACUUCCAGAGAAGACGUCGUGUCACUCGCAGAAUAACUGUAACAAGUCAUGCAGGCAGCUUUAGUUUCCAUCCGUUUCACAGAACUUAAAAUAUCUGACCACUCGCCUCCGUCUGUCUGUCUGUGGCUUUGCUUUAUUUAUGCAGUCGUAGACGUUGGCGCUGACUGUGCGCCCUUAGGUGCUGUUCUCUCUUGGUCCAGGAUCAAAGGAAGAGAGCUGAAAAUGGCUGACUUGCUUUGUUGUUUCCUUCAUGCAGGAUGGCCCCCGAGGUGAUCCUUGCCAUGGACGAGGGUCAGUACGAUGGGAAGGUGGAUGUGUGGUCACUUGGCAUUACCUGCAUAGAGCUGGGUAAGGGACAGCAGAAGUUUGUGUUUUUUUUUUUUUCAUUGUAUAUCCAGAAAAACGGAAGAAUCCAACCACUGUCUCUGUUUUCUUCCCUCUCUUUUUCUUCUCUUGCCUCCGUCUGCAGCGGAAAGGAAGCCUCCUCUGUUCAACAUGAAUGCUAUGAGUGCCUUAUAUCACAUCGCCCAGAAUGAGAGCCCCGUGCUGCAGUCCAAUCACUGGUCAGACUCGCUAAUUUGACCUUAUUGGCAAAAAUGACUCUUGAGUUCUGUUGCUGGAGAUUGUAUUGUAAAAAUUGGUUUCACUAAGGAGCAGCCAGUAUUAUUAAGGCUUUUUCAAUGUAUGCAGGGUUCCUACUCAAGUAUGGAAACGUAUGGAAGUAAUUUGAGUCAAUUUCCAGGUCUUAAAAUGUAUCAAAAAUGAAAAAUAAAGUAUGGAAAAAUAUUUAGGUUUCCAGACUUUUACCACAGUAAAGAAAAAUACUGUUUUCUAAAACAGAAAACGAAGUAUUUCCAAAAAUAUUCCUAAAAAGUAGGGUAUGGAAAAGUAUGGAAAUUCCAACUGUGUAGGAACCCUGUAUAUGGAUGUCAAGAAUUAAAGGAUUUAAGGAGUUUGUGAUUUUAUAAACCAAAGACUGUAAAACUGAUGAGACUCAGAGAAGAUUCUUACCCUUGAACUAAAUAAUUCAGGUCAUCUACACCUGAAAACUAGAUGAUAAGACUGAGAAUUACUACAACACUUUAACAUAAAGAUUAAAAACCUGCUUUAAAUCAGACCGGCUGUCAUGAUAGUUUGUUUUUGUAGUUACACUGACUGGCUGCUUUUACUGAUCAUGAUUAAAAACUUAUUCCUGUCGCUUUAGGUCGGAUUAUUUCCGCAAUUUUGUGGACUCCUGUUUGCAGAAGAUUGCCCAGGAUAGACCUACCUCUGAUGUGCUGCUCAAGGUACAAUAGAUCAAAAGAUGUGUUUGAUGUCGUUGUUCAGACCGGGCAGAAAUGAGUGAUCAGUCUUUGUUUGGGGAUGUCUGCAUGAUCAGAAGAAGAAAGUCUGAGGCAUAGAAACUGUACAGCCCUAAAGUAAGUCCUUUAGUCUACAGCAGCAGGCUGUUCUGGGUCGGUGAAAUAGUACAGUACUCUGUGGCUACAUCUUCUGUUCCUGUUGGCUCACACAUAUGCUGGCAUAACAAGCAGGACAGCUUUGUUUAUCAGAGACACAAAAGAUUUGCUGAACACUUGAACUUCAAAGGAAAAUGGGAAGAGGAGAUGUAACUUAAGUGAUUUUGAUCUCUGAGAUCUAAAAUAUGUCGUUAAAAGACAAACAUUUACAUGACGGGUUUAUCGAUUUGAGUGAUUUAUAGUUAAAAAGUUUCCUGACUGUCAGAUUUAAAUCAUUUGAAUAUGCGUUUUUUCUGUCUUCAUCACUCAUCUUCAGCAAUAAAGUCAGUUAACAGUAUUGAGGUCAGUUUUAGCAAAGUGUUACUUGAUUAAAAUUUCAAAAGAGUUAAAAUCAUCCAGGAAUUUAGAUUUAUUCAUCAUGUCUCUCAACUUUUCUGUCCACCCAGCACCAUUUCCUAUGCAGAGAGCGUCCAAUGACGGUGGUGAUGGACUUGAUCGCACGCACUAAGGAUGCAGUCCGCGAGCUGGACAACCUGCAGUACCGGAAGAUGAAGAAAAUCCUCUUCCAUGAGGCACACAAUGGUCCUGCACCAGAGGGAGGCGAUGAAGAAGAGGUAAGAGCGAGGAGGAGGAGAAUCAGGAGGCCAUCAGAGAUAUUUGCACUGCCUUUAUGUUAGGGCUGGGCGAUAACCGAAAAUUUACCAAAGUAACCAACAUCAUUUUGCCCGUGUCAAUAUAUUCUGUGUCAAAAUAAAUAAAUAUAGGUUGGUUUUGGAUGUGUGUAGGUAGGCUAUGGUCUCAUGUCCCUCAGAGAUGUGACUCUACCCUAUCCAGUCCGUAACAAAGAGGGAAAGACAGGUGAGGAGAUGGAGGACGGAUCAAAAGUUGUAGCAGCUGGAGCGGCGGCUGAAGUAGACAAAGUUAAUGUGGGAGGGGGUGAGCAGAUUGUUGAGUAGUUAUCGUCCAUUUAUCGUUAUCGAGGUGAACUGCUCAAUACAUCGUGAUAUUGAUUUGAGGCCAUAUCGCCCAGCCCUACUUUAUAUGCUGGAAGGAGAGGAAUCAUCACAGUUCAGUGUGUUUUACAUCAGUGAAGUUCAUUCACUUAUUUUUGUGAAGGAUUCAGUUUUAAACUUCAAUUUAGCUAAUUAAGCUUUAGAGCCGCCACUGCUUUUCCCGUGCUCCUGCCUUUGUUCUCCUAAAAGAUUGCUUCGGUAAAAGCAGAUUUGUCCUGAAAAGCCCCCCUGAGUUGUCCGGAAGUGGUUCAGUUUUGCAGCGUCCAACCUGGAGCACACCACUGUCGGCUCCAACAUUUGUCCAAAGUCUUUGGCAACUAAUAGCAGCAGCUCAACUAAUUUAUUCCAGGAUCUCGAACAGAAAAGCAGCCAAGAGUAUCUACAAGCUGCAUAAAAUAGCUGCAGCACCAAGCCUCACUGAGAAGCCGGUUAUAUUUUCAACAUGAAGUUGACUUCAUCUUGAAUUAUGAUAUAAUGGCCAUCCUGAAUGCAGAUAAACAAACGCACUAAAUUGUACGAAGAUUGGCCUCAGACAUUCUUACAUAGAAUACAGUAUUUUGUUGCACUUCUGCUUUAUUCACGAAAUAAGGAACAUCGAUUUGAUUCCUCAUUUUUUGCAGAAAUGUGAAGUAAGUAUUUAGUUAGUAAUCUGUCUCUGCAGAGCUGAGUUUCGAGAACUGAUGCAGUUUGUAGGAAUUCAUUCAAAUAACUUAAAGAGGUAAAAGCUACAUACAAAAUGGGCCCUCAGAGUAGCCGUAGUUUUUGAAAAGGAAGCAGCCCGUUUCACAAAUGCUGCAUUUAGCAUCCAUCCUGCCUUUGUGCUGGACUUGUCAUUACACUGUAUAUAUUUGUGAACUAAGAACCCCUUCCUCCUCGUACAAAGGCCUUUGUUUCCAGCAAUAUUGAACUCCAGAUGGUUGUUCCCCUAGAAGGAAAUGGAGGAAUUUAGAAAAUGUGUGGCUGUGUUUCUCCUCAGUCAGAGUAGGCCAAUGUGUCACUGUUAGUAUGCCUUAUAUAUUUGUCUUUGGUGUUCAAUCACGCACAGCAUAAACCAGCCAACACAGUCCCACCACUGCCACUCUGACUCCAUAAAGUACAGACAGCCUGAAUGAUCCCAUCCUGAUGUUGUUAUUUAUCCAGGACUCUCUCUCCUCCACUGAGCUUUUUCCUCCUCCCUUGCAGGACGUGGAGCAGUACAUGCUGCGCACAGGCACAGUCAACAGCAUGGAGAGCUCCCACUCUCUGCCCUCCAUGUCCAUCAGCGCCAGCUCUCAGAGCAGCUCGGUCAACAGCCUGGCAGAUGGCUCCGACGACAGCGGGGAGAUGGCCAUGAUGCAGGAGGGAGAGCACACCGUCACCUCCAACAGCUCCGUCCUGCACAAGCCCCUGGUCAGGACAAGUCUUGCCCCCUCUGUAGGGUCAUUCCUUCCCCUUAAAGCCCCUUUUACCACCCUGUCUGUUAGUUGUAUUACAAAAGAGAUGAAUGACAGUGUGUAUUUGUUUCUGUCGUACCUGUUUAGUUUGAUAAAAGCACCUUUCUUACAAACAAAUUAAAGUCACAUUUGAGUCGAGUGUGUAUAACCAAAAUGAGAGCCGUAGAAAACAUCUUCUUAAUCCACACAGUGUAAUCAAACCACUUUAGCUUUGUACCUGCAAAACUGCUCUGUCUGUCUGGUUAGUUUUGCACACACUGACUUGCACCACCUAAAGGCUAUGAGAGGUAAUAGCAGCACACUGUCGACCUGCACAUCCACCUGCAGUUUGGAGACCUCUUGAGGCGAAACAACUCACCAGAAAAACUGCAAAAGCUCAAAUAUUUAUUGAAAAAAAAUUCAAGCUAAAGCCCCAGAUAUACUUUUAUGACCAGUGUAUUUAUCAUUUAGUAGGUAACAUUCAGCUUUGAGACUUGUUAUUUGACAUUUUUUUCUUUUGUCUCCCCCCAAGCAGAGCCAUGACAACAUUUAUGAUGACCCUUAUCAGCCGGAGGUUGAGUCGCAACGAGAGGCUUCGUCUGCUGGAGGUGGUGGCGGCGGUGGUGGAGGAGGUGGAGGAGGGAGGCGUCGCCGAGGCAGAGACCACUUCGCCACCAUCAGGACGGCCUCACUGGUCACUCGUCAGAUUCAGGAACACGAGCAGGGCUCAGCUCUUCGGGAACAGAUGUCUGGGUAAGGUUCAGGAGUCAAAAAAUGGCCUUAGAUACAAAACCGGAAACUUAACAGACACCUUUAAAGUCUGAGCUCCAGGGUAGGCGGUCACUUAAAUUGUUUGAGUGUUUCCUCCUUAUUGUUAAUUUUCUGUCUCCUCGCAGAUACAAGCGUAUGCGGCGGCAGCACCAGAAGCAGCUGAUGGGUUUAGAAAACAAGCUGAAGGCGGAGAUGGAUGAGCACCAGCUGAGGCUGGAUAAAGAGCUGGAGAACCAGAGGAAUAGUUUCUCCAUGGAGGGAGAAAAACUGGGCAAGAAGCAUCAGGCCAUCCUGGAGAAGGAGGUAAGCAGCUGGAUGGAGGAGGAAUGAGGACCGAUCAGAGGAGGAAAGUGGAACUCCAGCCCUGAUUUUGAUGUGGCUGUGGGGUUUGUUUUUGCAGACCAAGGCGGUGUUGACUGAAGAGAAGAAGUUCCAGCAGCACAUUUUGGCCCAGCAGAAGAAGGAGCUGACCGGUCUGCUGGAGUCCCAGAAACGGCAGUAUCGCCAACGCAAGGAGCAGCUCAAAGAGGUGCUGCUGGUUUUGGUCACACAACACGUCCAUUUAAUGAAUGACCACAGAGGCAUCUUGGUCAUAAUUCUGCCGUACACUUAGUUUCCAUUAGAUUGAUAUUUAUUUCACUAGUUACCUUCCAACUCACAUAAAAAACCUGCAUUUUGCUGCUCUAGUCAGGGUUCACAGCAGUUCUAGGUGAAUUUGAAGUUGGCUGAAAUAUGUUUUCAAACUUCAGACUGUUGGCUUAUUUCCAACACAGGGGGCUUAUUUGAAGUUUUUAGUCAUUAAGGCCAGUACCCGAUAAAUAAAUACCAUUUUUUUUUUUAUUUUAAAGAACAUCAGGUUGUAAGUUGUCAUGUUUCUGUCUUUCGAUGGCAUUUUUUCUGGUUUAUUCUCAGAUGGAUGAGAAAAUGAUCUUGUGGUUCUUAACACAAAUUGCUCUUUGCUUUCAUCGACACUAAAGACCUCUAAACGCUGUACAAACAGCGCUGAAGUUCAGCUUGAUAUUUUGACACAGCUUUUUAACUGUUUCAUCACUUCUCGUUCUCUUCUCCUCAAGGAACUGAAUGAGAACCAGUCGACACCAAAGCGGGAGAAACAGGAGUGGUUGGUGCACCAGAAGGAGUGUCUGCAGCAGCUGCAGGCGGAGGAAGAGGCCGGCCUGCUGCGCCGGCAGAGGCAGUACUACGAGCUGCAGUGUCGCCAGUACAAGAGGAAGAUGCUGCUGGCUCGCCACAACCUGGAGCAAGAUCUGCUCCGAGAGGUAUCGUUUUUUAAAUUUAACAAGAUGUGAUUUUAAGCUGCUUGUAUCAUGAUGUAAAAAUAUUGUUUGAAUAAAAUGUAGACUCUUACAAAUCCCGCAAACACUUUUAUCAGUUCUUGAUCAUGUGGAGUUUUUCUGUCUGUCCUUUGUUUGGUUUUGUUCGAUCUUUGUGUUUUCUUCUCUGUGAAACACUCUCUAUCUGGUGAGAAAUUUGCUUUUCCAAAGUAGUAGUAGUAUCAACCACAGCUCUAACAAGUCCAAGCUGCCAACUGCUGCCUGAUAUCUGGCUUUAAAACUAUAAGAACAGCUCUUAUUAGGAGAACUUUUUGCAGAUUAUACCAGCAAAGUCAGAUUUACAGAAAAGUGUGUUCUGUCAUAAGUUUCCCAUCCUCACCAUGUCACAGCUCCCUCUCUGCCUCUUAAUCAUCCGUUUCUUUCCUCCAGGACCUGAAUAAGAAGCAGACUCUGAAGGACCUGGAGUGCGCCAUGCUCCUGCGUCACCACGAGUCCACCCAGGAGCUGGAGUUCCGCCAGUUGGGUCUGGUGCAGCGCACACGGGCCGAUCUGAUCCGCACGCAGCACCAGACCGAGCUCACCAACCAGAUGGAGUACAAUAAGAGGCGCGAGCAGGAGCUGCGUCAGAAACACGCCAUGGAGGUCCGCCAGCAGCCCAAGAGCCUGAAAGUGAGUGAGAGCAGCCAGAGCCAGGGGUCUCCUGAGGAGGGGGAGAGCCUGACGGCCGAGGGUCAGAGCAGCACGUUGAGGGAAAUUGAAAGGGAGUUAGAAGAGCUUGCAAUAGAGAGGGAAGCAAUAGCUAAGGAGUUGUCUGCUCGGAGAGAGCUUAUGCUGGUCAGAGAUGAAGAGGAGGAGGAUUUUAGUGAACCUGUGGUGGAAAUAAUCAAAGAUGAGGGAGAUGAGAAGCCAGAGAGAGAGGGUGACAGAGAGGAAGAAAAAGGUCCAAUCAGUGAGGAGGGGACAGAGGAGAGGGAGGUAGAGGGUGUGCAGUGGGAGGAUGAGGAUAGCCCCGGCAAAGCCGCACACUUGGACACAGAUGAAGAAGAGGAGGAAGAGGGGAGGGGCGUGGCUGACGGCUGUCCGUCAGAACUCAUCUCAUCCCUGACCCCCGAGAAGAGGCGACCUCGUGAGAGAGAUAUUGACGAGCUGUCUGAGUUCUACUUCCCUGACGCUCCGGAGCUUGAGCCCGUCUCCUCCCCUCCUCCUCCUCCUCCUCCUCCUCCAGCCCAGACUUCCCUCCCCUCCUUUUUCUCUCAUGCCAUCUGCCUUCUCCUUUCCCUCUCUGCUGCUGCCCAGCCCUCCAAUCUCACCCUGCUGCUCCUCUCCAUCUUCCUCCUCUCUCUCCGGCGCUCACCUCCUCUGCCUUCGGUGGCCUCGCUGCUCCUCUCUGCCGAGCUCGCCUUUUUGGCGCUCUUCUUCUCGUACCUCUUCCUUCGCUCCUGCUGCUCCUUGUCCCUCUCCACCUACCUGACGCUCAGUCUCUGGGGGAGCGCCCUCUUCAGUUUAGGCCUCUCUUUCAGUUUAGGCAUUUAUUAUGUUCCCAUGAUUCUGAUCUCAGCGUCCUUCCUCAGCUCGCCCUCUCUCUUCCUCUCGCUUUACCUGGUUAUUGUGCUGGUUGUCAGGCCGGCCCGGGACUUCCUCCAGCACGCACCUCGUAAAGUAAACCGCCUCUGUAUGCGUGUGCUUUUCCGUCUGCCCCGCCCCCUGUUUGCCAUGUGCCAGUCAGUCCUGGGUGGCAUGGCUGAACGAAACCUCUAUGAGAUGUUCCCCAAAGCGGGGCGCAACUGGGGCGUCCGUCAAUCCAGAAUCCCUGUUCUCCUAAGGAGCCUCCCAAUAGAGUACCAGGCCCGCUGCAGUGUAACCUCGCCCUUUGCCAGGGGUCUUCUGUUGGUGAGGCGUUUUAGCAGACGCCCCCUUGGGGUCUUGGCAGAUCUCGCUAACUCCAUCUUGCUAAAACUAGCCGCACAGCUGGUUAAAAAGCUGCCACUAAAUGUCCGGAUCAAACUCCAGACUGUAGGCCUCUUAAAGAAGGAGGCUCCGAGCAGGCUGCCUCGACUGCUGCCCAGAGAGGUGAGAGAGAGACGGCAAAGGGAGAGGAGGAGGAGAGAAAGGGAGAGACAGAAGAGGCAGGAGAGGGAGAGGAUGUAUCGCGAGGACACGAGGUGGGAGUGUGGGUUAAGACGGACCUCAUCUGGAAGGUUUGUCAAGGGGAAAAUUCGACCUUGGAGAUAGCAGACAAACGAGAGUGAAAGCGAGAAAUAAGUGCUGGUGGUGUGAGUGUGUGUGUGUGUUUCCAUGCUCAUGUUCCCUUGUUCCACCAUUAUCUGUGUGUCCUUUGGUCCAGGCCCACAUGUCUGUCUUGUUUAGACCAGUUUCCAAAACCCGGUCUCUGGUCUCAUGUCUAAAAGAUAGGACUUUACCCUGCACAUGACCUGCUGGCUGAAAGUGAUUUUGGCUGUUAAAGCUGAUCCAAAAGUGUGGACACACAAGCUGUACUGUUAAGCCAAAGAGCUUUGCAUUUGUAAACCAAACUACCAAAAACCCUGUGAACAUUUUAUCAUUUUGCUUUUUGUAAAAGUUAUUUUUUAUCCUAUUUUAUUAUUUUGCUCUUAAUUUGUAAGACAAAUACUUUAAUGGUUAUUUUUGAGACCAGUUUUUGUGCAAUCCUUGUUUUUUGUUUUUUUCUUUAACAGUGGUCUUAUUUCACAGGGUGCGCUGUUAAAUCAGUGCUCAGAACAAAUAUCAAAUACAGUGUUGCUUAGCUACAUGGCCACAAUCUCACUCCCCCAAGCUUAAUACUGUGAAAACAGAGAUAAUUUCACUGAUAUCACCAUAAACACUAGCCUUCCCAGUCAGUAUGAAAGUGCAAUAAAUAUCACGUUUGAUAACAUUUGAAGCAGUGCGUUUCAAAGACGAAGUUGAAAGGUUAAGUCUAGUUUUAAGGACUUUCAAUCAAAGCUUUGAGCACACCCUGUUUAUUGUUUCAGGUUAUUUCAUUAUGGCAUAAGUAGAAAAAAUACCUGAAUAGAAUUACAGCAGAUUCAAUCAUUAUCUUUGAUAUUUUAGUUCAAUAUAUAGUUUUUAUUGCACUUUAUGCAAUAUUCUUAUUAUUUACCAUGUAAACAUUUAGAUAGAUGUUCAUUUAAUAAUCAUAUAAAAAUACAACCGUUUAGUGCCUAGUUACAACUGUUUGCACAAAUGAUAGUAUGUUGUGAAGAGACAUAUCCUAAAUAUACAGUAGUAGCAUGGAGAAGUAUAUAAUAUAAUUAUAAUAUCCUUUUAAAAUAUUUUAAUGAAGCUUAAUUUAUAUGAAGCCAUAAAACCAAUCUUUUGAGACAUGCAAUCAUAAAAUCAGUCCAAAGGUUGAUGCAACUACUGAAUGUGAAAAAGAUUGAGCAAGAUCUCUUUAAUAUGAAGAGAUGAUAUCCUUGUAGUUGUAGACAUCUGAUCAUCGAAUUCUAAUUUGCACUGCCCCGAUACUUGAAGAGCCAUACAGAAGAGCCUUUGGCUGACCAGAGCGCUGCGGUUCAGACCUACAGUGGACUAUUACCUGGAAAAGUUCACUGAAAAUAAUACAGAUACUGUGUCUGUUUCUCUUCCAACAAAACCCCAAAGAAAUUCAGUUUAAAAAGAAAAGAAGCAAAUCGUUGCCUUUAAGAAGCUUGAACCAAAAACAUUUGAAUAUUUUUUACAAGUGGAUUUAUCAGUUAGGGUCAGCAUUACAUCAGCUGGACCAAGAAAGAGUCUGCUGUUUUAUUUAAUCAUCGUAUGCUCGUGUGCAUAUUUGAAGACUAGAACACCAAACUGCUCUGACGUAUUCUUAAAUGAAGUGAAACGAACAAGGACUAGCUGCAUAACAAGCAUAAAUCUGACAGAGUCAGGGUUUGAAGAUCUGCCUAUUGUCAACGGAAACCUGGUUUAGAGGAGAGGAAUCAAUAACUGCUAACUGAUGCUUCUGGUCAGGGAUUAAGUUCCCUGAUUGUAAAAAGAAGGAGAGCAUUUGAGCCAUUUUUCAUGGAGGUUUAUUACUGGGCAGGACACUCCAUGUUUACUGUAUUUGACCCAGGGGGAACAAAAAAGAAGGGCUUUCUCUCAGUUGACCUGCAUUCAGGAAGUGUAGCUUUAAAAAAAAAAAAAAAAGGCAUUUCACUCCAAACAUUGUUUUGUUUGAAUGUAACUUAUUUUUGCCAUUGAUUUCCAUUCGAGUUCCAGUUAUUUCCUGUUCCUCUGUGUAUGUUUACAUGUUUGUAUUCUGUUUUGUUGUGACACCGUCAGAGUUUUAUCACCCUGAGUUUUUUUUUUUUAAUCUAUUUAAUUUAUGCAGUAUUUAUAAUAUUAGUACUGCAUUGUGUUUGGCAGCCAUUUGUUCUCCUUUUAUCCUCAUUUUAGCGGCAUGAGUGUUUGUGUACUGUAUGGCUGUGUGCUCGCAAGCAUAGCAAAGUAUUUUUACUUCCAGAUUUUUAUUUACAGAAAAAUAAAUUCUUUUGUGUGGAAAUCAUUGUCUUGUUUGUUUUUAUGAUUUUUGUUUCCAUUAUUUCCACUUUCCUUCAUUUGUUUACUUCUCCCUUGAGUUAUCAGUCAGUUUGAUUAUAUAUUUGAUUUGUUCAUCACUCCCUACUGUACCAUCGCACGUUGUUCAGCCAUCGUCAUGUUGUUCCCUCCCUUUGUUUUCAACUCACCAGAUGUGACAGAGGCGGGGUUUCUAAUUAUGGUCAUUUUUCUGAUCAACAUACAAGGUUGAAAAACGUGAAGGUUUGUCAUCAGAUCAAUAAUGAGGCAUUGACACACCUCAGGUAAAGAGGAGUACACUUUGUUGUUUAAUCUGAAGCAAAACUCUGUUCUAAGCCCUGAAAAACUCAAAGUUACAAAAGGGUCUGAAUUAGUUUAAAGGCCAGACAUGAAUUCUUACUGUUAAGAACAAACAAUGCAAGUCCUUUUUUAUCUAAAAGCCAACACAACAUAGUCAUAAUUCUGUCAGAAGUCAUUUAAGAUAUGGAAAGUUUUUCUUCAUGAACUGAAACGUGGCAGGUUUGUAUUUUAUCAUCUUUGGGGUUACCCCUUUAUUAAGAGUAUAUACAUACUGUAGUAAACCACUGGUCCUGUAGUCGACAGGUCCUUGGAUGUUAAAAUGAUAAUACUUGAUCUUGCUUCAUAUGAAAAAGGUGAAAAUCAAAACAAGUCUGCAGUAUUUUGAAGUCACUGAUAAAUCUGCGGUAAUAACAGAUUAAGAUUAACACAGAUUAAGCACCGUCAGAAAGAGAAGCAGGAAUUAUUUAAUUUUUGAGAUAUGAAGAGAACUUUUUUUUAAUAAAAUAAAUAAAAUUCUGAUUGAAAUCUUGCAACUGGAAUUAAGAAUCUGGAGAAUUUCCCUACAUUAAGAUUCAAAAGCUAAUCUCAUCGAGGCACAGAUAUUUUAAUGUAUCUAUGAAUUAGUGAUUUAUUAUGUUUCCAUAAUAUGUGUAUAAGAACAUUAACGCUGAAAAUAGCAUUCAAUAGAUUCAAUUUUAUGAGAAUAUUUAUGUUUUAAAUUAUGGCCAUAAUGGUGAACAUAUUUUAGCUCCAGGCUGUCAGCAUUUAAUAGAAAAAGUAAAAGCACAGUCAAGAGAACUUUUUGACGUUUUUCUCCUCAAAUAUUCAUUACAAUGUGGUAUUUGACUGUGAUAGAAAGCAAGAUGGCUUCUUUAUUGUGUUAGAAAAACUGCUUACAUACUUAUAAGAUCACAAGACAUGUAAGAGGCUUCUAUCUCUCUGACCACCAAACUUUUGAGUUACUUUUAUAAAUGAAAAACUAGAAGCUCUUAGCCCAGCUGCCUGCAUCUCACUUCUCUCUCCUCCAGUCUAAAGAGCUGCAGAUAAAGCGUCAGUUCCAGGACACCUGCAAGAUCCAGACCCGUCAGUACAAGGCUCUGAGGAACCACCUACUGGAGAAUACUCCCAAAUCGGACCACAAGGCUGUGCUGAAGCGUCUGAAGGAUGAGCAGACUCGUAAGCUGGCCAUCCUGGCUGAGCAGUAUGACCACUCCAUCAAUGACAUGCUGUCCACACAGGCUGUGAGUAAGGCAAGAGACGUCGUUCACUUCACACUCGCACCACACCACCACAGCUGUGCCCGGCCCGGGGGCCCUCCUGCCCGCUUGCCCUCCUGUCUGCCCACCAACAAGCCUGCUCCUGCUCCCUCCUGUUUAUCUCCACCUAAACCCACAUUUACCUGUUUUACACCAGAUGAUGUCCACUAUCCUGUUUCCCCUUUGGAGUUCUGUCUGAAAAUCUUGAGGCACUUUAUUGUCAAACCAGAAUCAUUCAUUUAAGUGUGUGACUGCUCGCACAGUCGCUCCUCCAGCAACAGCUGGAAUAACAGGUAAAUAUGAAGAUUACAUGACACAGAACUAGAUGAUGUCAGACAGAUUAAGCAAGAUUUAUUAGUCUGGAAUAAAAAACCUUGAACUCCUUGAUUUAUUAAAAUUUAUAUCACUCACCUUCAGAGAAGACGACUAAAGAGGGAUGGUUAAAUUAUUAAAACCCAACAUUAUAGUUUGAGGGGAGGUUUUGUGAGAGGAAAAAAUGUUUCUCUCACUUUGGGGUUCAGACAGAGUUUCAGGACUUUGAGCAUUAAUAGCAACCCUACGCUGAAGACAAAUAAAUCUACUUUAUAAGUUUAAAAAAAUCAGCUUAGAUGUCCUAUGUCCCAUUCUUGUCCUCUGUUUUAUGAAAUCAUGGGCCCUAGAUAUAUGUAUGAGCAUAAUUCCUCCAAUUUUAAUUAUUUCAACAUGAGGUCUGUGGUCCUAAAAAUCAUUGCAUAAUAUCUGACUUUGAUAACCACUAAACAGCUCAGUUUCCCCUUUAUAACCUACAAGUAUUUGAACAGCAACAUCAUAAAAAUACUGCAGUGCCAUAAGCGAAGGAGAACAGCCGUGCCCCCUGAUCUAUUUUCUCACAUUUGCAAAAUUGAAACCAUCAAACGCGCUCUAACAAUGUUACCUCAGAUUUGUACCUGAGUAAAUGCUUUAAAGUCACAUUCCUGUACAGCGUCGAGGGGUCAUACCUUUAAAAAAGUCUGUCCUUUAAGGUCAAACUCUUGAUUCAGCCCCUGCCCUCUGACAUUAGGACGCUUUCACACCCUAAUCCUGGGCUUUUAAAUGAUUGAAACACAGUAUGAAGUGGAUGGGACAUAAUAAACCAUCUUUUCUCACCAAUGACAUAACACACUGUGCUACUUUUAAUUACCUCUCAUGGCAGAAAGCCAUGUAAGCUCGGUAAGCCAAAUCCCUGCUGCCCUUGUUUGUCCGCACAUCCACUCCUGCUGUGGUUAAAGUCUCCUCUGGGAACGUUUCCAACUCACUGAUUAAACUCCAUCCUGAGGUCAGAGAAAAAUAUAUGUUUUUAGAUGAAAAUGGUUGUUUUUUGAAACCACAUUUAAUCUGUUUCCUGGAAGCAAGCUAUUACACGCAUACAUGCACAGAGGUCAAGUCAGUUUGGGGGCUGUGAAACAUUGUCCGUUGUUUCACUUACAUUAAUAUCAACGUGUGAAAACGCUUUCUGUGGCCAAGGCUGAUCAAACCUGGACAAAUAUCUGAUGAAACAUCACUCUGAACAAUCUGCAACUCACACGUAGGACCUUACCCUCUUCUCUCUUUUGCAUCUCAUCUUUUCUAUGUUCUUCAAACUCUUCCUCUUCUCCCCUCAACUCUUAAAUCACAAUUUCUCACUCAUACAAUUGUGCUAAAUCCAUUUUUCAUCACACUUCCUCGUUUUUCUCCCUUUCAGCUGCGAUUGGAUGAGACCCAGGAGGCAGAGUACAAUGUGCUGAGGAUGCAGCUGCAGCAGGAGCUGGAGCUGCUCAACGCAUAUCAGAGCAAGAUCAAGAUCCAUACUGACACCCAGCACGAGAGGGAGGUCAAGGACCUGGAGCAGAGAGUGUCCAUCCGCCGUGCGCUGCUGGAGCAGAGGGUUAGAAGCCUUUGGUUAUCACUUAUAUAGAAAUAAAAGUUAUUGAAAAAACAGGGAGGACCUCUGGUGACUUUUAGUAUCUAGUAAGUGGAAGUAGAAAAGGCUGGAUCAUUUGUCAGAGUUAGGUGGACUGCUGCCUUCAGCUGUCAUAUCACUAGCCACAGCAGGCUCAGUUAUAACAUAUUGCUUUAUACAAUCAUAGCUACACCUUAACUGAUCUGUUUUACCACAGUCUUUCCAGAAGCAGUUCUGAAGCUUUCUAUUGCAAAAUAUUAUUGCUUUUAAAGACUCAUCAUCCAUGUUAGCCUAAAAGAAACCUGAUAUGAGAGAUUUUCUUAAAGGGAUAUUCCGGUGUGAAAUUAAUUUAGGGUCAAACACACCGUUACACCGAGUUAGACACCCCCUCGAGAGUGAAUGUUGCCGACCGCUUGCUUCUCUUGUUAUACCAGCUUUAGUAAGGACUGCACGAUAGCAAUACAAACCUCAACAAAACGCCACUCAAUAGCCUCAACCUCAGGCCAAUCCAUUACAAACUGCUGCGGGGUGACUCAGCUCAAGGAAGAACAUAUAUGAUCAUUACUUUAUCAUUUCCAUAAAGUAAUAAUCACCAUAUUAAUCAUUUUGCACUGCAGAUGCAGUAGUUCUUCUGCCUUAGCAUCUCAGUCUGAUUGCAUUUCCAUGAAGAAAUGAUAAAAAAUAUUCUUCCUUGAGCUGCGUAACCCCACAGCAAUCCUUAAUGGACUGGCCUGAGGUCUCGCUACACACAAGCAACUGCUGGAAGAGAGUAGGUGAGUUGUGUUUAGUCUCUUUGCCAAAGAAAUUAAGCAAAGUUAAAAAGAUGUUUGGUGGUUAGUACUAUGGCUUGGACCCUAUAUGUACUGUUGAUGAAGUUAGGUGCUGUUCUGAGCAUUAUUUGUGGCUAUGCUGCGUUUUGGUUGAAGUUUGUUUAUGGCCCCUCAGACCGCUGUGUAUUGCUAUCAUGUGUUCGUUACUAAAGUUGGUAAAACUAGAGAAGCAAGCGGUCGGUAACAUUCAUCUCUCGAGGGGGUGUCUAACUCGGUGUUAUGGUGUGUUUGACCCUAAAUUAAUUUUACGCUGAAAUAUUCCUUGAAGUUUUUUAAUGUUAAUUAAUUUAAUGAUCAAUUUGAGUUAAAUAGACUUUCAUACUUGUAAAUGAAAAUUUUUUGAAGAGGAAAUUUUAAUAUAGCACGUUUUUAUAUUCCUAUUUAAAAAAAAAUCUUUUUUGUUGUUUUUUUCCAGAUCGAGGAAGAGAUGCUGUCUCUGCAGAAUGAGCGCUCCGAACGUAUCCGUACCCUCCUGGAGCGACAGGCCAGUGAGAUCGAGGCCUUUGACUCGGAGAGUAUGCGCCUUGGUUUCAGUAACAUGGCUCUGUCAGGUAUCCCCAGUGAGGCUUACCCCAUGCAGGGCUACUCCAAUGCCCCGCCCCCUGGCUCCCGCUCUGCUGGCCACUGGAGCCACGGCCUGCACCCACAGAACGUUCCCUCCCAGCAGCACUCCCGCCGCAGUCACAACAGCAGCAGCAGCAGCAGUGGCAUUGGCAGCGCCAGCGACCGCCGCAGCGAGUCCUCCUCCUCUUCCCAUGCACUGGGCUUGGCCCUGGGCCUGGGCCGAGAUGGCAGGGAUGUGCACCAUUCGUCCCGUUCCUCUGCCUCCUCUUCCUCUUCCUCCUCCUCCUCUUCCUCCCACCAUCAGCGCCACCACCUGCCCCAGCACUACCACCACCAGAGCACGCCACAGCUAUACCGUGAGCGGGAGCGGGAUCGAGACCGCGAGAGGGAGCGGGAGAAGGAGAGGGAGCGGGAGUGGGCUGGAGUGCGGGGCUCCGGCGGCGACCUGGCCCACCCACACCCCCUGCCCUUCUCCCAUCACCUGCCCUCGCGCUCCUCUUCCCAGUCCCUGGCAAUGCUACCACCCCCACCACCUGCUCCCCCUUCCAUCUCUGGUCCAUCCUCCUCAUCCUCCUCCUCCUCCUCUUCACAGGGGGGGAUUUACGGCGGAGGGCUGGGUGUGCGUGGUGCCCCCAGUCUGAUGGCUCUGAGGAAUAGCCCCCAGCCUCUGAGGAGGACGGCGUCCGGUGGGGGGCCUGGAGGUGCUGGGGGCAGCGAUGGUGUCUUGAGCAGAAGCACCUCAGUCACUUCACACAUCUCCAACGGCUCUCACCUCUCCUACUCGUAGACAGGAGAAGGAGAUGAGCAGGGAGGUGUGGGGGUGUUAUUGGAAGGUAGCUAUCACAGGCUGCGUCUCAAUACUCUCAGCUUGACACCUCACCUUGUGCCCUUUAGUUUGGCUGAUCUGAACUUUGAGGUUAGCUCAACUGCAGAGAGUUAUCUCCCUCUCUGCUUCAUGCACAAACGGACAAAAAGAGGACAACUGACAGUGCUGAGCUGCACCCUGCUUCUUCAGACUCAGGGUGGGUUGAGAGGUUUUCUCGCAUUCUCACAGGUGUACACAAACGAGGGAGGAAUGUAACCACCUGUGAAACCAUUGGAUUUAGAAGACAUUAGAUUUUAAAAAAGGGGGUUUGUGUUCAGUGUUUUUAUUCUUUGUUACCGCCUGUAAAAAAAAAAAAAGUGAGACAGGAAGUGUGAAAGAAGCAGCCUUUUUUUCCCUCCCAGAGCUGCAGACGGUGAGAUUAGGACAGCGGCCAUGUCUUCUUCUAUGAUGUUCUAUACUGGAAUGGAGAAAGAUGGAGGACAGGGCAGAGGAAAAAGAGGAAGAUAACUAGAUUUUUUCAUUUUGUUUGCUUUAUGUUUGUUCUUGUAAGUAGUUGGUAGUGUUCAGACUAUAUCUGGAAGCACCAGGAAAAAGGGGAGAAUCCCAAAAAACACGGUUGGCUCAAGCUUCAGCUCCUGCUGACACUUUUUAUUGAUUUACAACUGUUGAUUAUUUUGUAUUAAGUGUAUAAAAAAAACCACAAAAAACAAGUUGCUUGGAACGUCACCAAUGCCUUUAAGGGGUUCUUAAAGGGAAGACCUGCCAUCAAAGUUUUUAUUUGAUGACUGCAAGAUGAUUUAAAAAAACACAAAAAAUACACCGAAUGUUUGUAAAGGAGAGAGACUUUGGUUUCAACAUGCAGCUGGGAUGAGGAGAAAUGUAUUGUGGACAUGUACAAAUACAAAAAAAAGAGCUUUCCAGCAUCCAUGACAUAUUGAGUAUCUAAACAAACAAAGGUGUCUACAGGAGUCACUCCAAUGCAUGAAAUAGAUGUACAAAAAAAAAAAUUUGUAAACAUGAUCAAACACAUUUGAAAUGUACCGUACCCGUCCAAGUUUCACUGGCAUUUCAGAUCACUCGUCCCACAUUUUUUGAUCUCUUACUGUACAUAGUUAUGAGAAUAUGAAAAACAAAGAACAAGUCAUUGGUUUUAUAGAGCAACGAAGAUAAGGAUAGUAAUUUUGAUAUAUUCAAAUGAGUAUCGAAUUCAAGAUUUAGAGGCAACAAACUCCAACUGCAUUUUCUAUAGGUGUCAAUAUUACCAUAACUAAUCCUGAUGUUGUUGUUGUUGUAAUCAUGUUCACAAAGGGCCCACUUUUGACUGUAAAAAAUAGAUGAUAAAAAAACUGUUGCAUUGUCAGGUAUGGUGUGUGUUCAAGGUAUUAAUGAUUAUUAAUAAGGGUUUUUUAUUAAUAAUUGUUAAUGGUUUAUGUAUGUAUGUGUCGAGCGGUAAAGUCUGGUUAUAUUGCCACAUUUUUUAUGCUGAAAAAAGUGAAUUUUAAAGGACACCCCACAUGAACUCUGACCUCCUUCUCUGGACUCUCAUGGAGAAAAAAAGAUAAUUUUACAAUUGGGCACCGGAAUGUAAAUGCUGGUUUACCUUUUUUUUUUUUAAGUGUUUUUCAGUUUGGGGGUUUACCUUUCAAAGCGGUACCUCUCACAGGAAAAAUGGGUGGAAAAGAGAGACGUGCACAAUCUUUGUAGAAAAUCUGAGCAUGCAAACUGUAUGGACAAGCUGGAAGCGUGUGAAGAAGAAAGAAGAAGAAGUGAGAGGACAGGCAUCGACUGAGCUGCUGUGAGUGUGCAGCAGCAGUGACCGCAGCAGCCUGUCCUCACGGAUAAAGACACCGAUCAGUGUUUUUCUGGUGCACAUGAAGCUCCUGAAGGCUUUUUUUCCUCAAUUUUUUUGGGUCAUUUACUUGAAGGGGAUCAGAAAUAACUGUUUUUUUUUUUAUUAUUAUUUUACUUGAAGAGAAAACAAACAAAAAAAGAUAAUCACCCUGCUGUUUGUAUGACUCAGAAACACCAGCUCAAGACAGUUCCCUGUAUAACCUACUACUUUAUGCUUGGUUGGAAUCUCAGUGCAUGCAUGAAACUCCUUAUAUAAACUAAGACUGGCGGGUUCGGGGGACAGCCUUUGUGUUGGGGAAGUCAGCGUGGUAGUGUGUUUAGACGGGCUGUUGUCUGUGUCUGAGCAGAUGAUCUCAUCUCUUGCCUGGUGUAAACAUGAAGACGAAGAAGCAACGCAGACUCGACUGUGUUUUGCAGAGUUUUCGCGGGUUAGUGGGGGGAGGCGGGGUGGAUGGGGGUGUGGGUGGGGGUUAAAAUCCUUAUUAAAUAUUCACAUCAAGUAAUUUAAAGCUUGAGGAGGAGAGGGGCAAAGGGUGUUAACACAUGUAUUGGUAAAGAAAUGGGGUGCUUUAAAAAGUAAUUUAAAAAAAGAUAAUAAAUUGAUAUUAACACAUUAA
Messenger RNA from Xyrichtys novacula (pearly razorfish), 29868 nucleotides. Lineage: Eukaryota; Metazoa; Chordata; Actinopteri; Labriformes; Labridae. The record is from the annotation of a GenBank genome assembly.